AUGGCAGCCGAGUCGGGCGACGCUUCUGCUGCCGCUGCUGUGUCGGGUACAGCGCCGGAAGUAGACCGGCAGCCUCAGCAGCCCCGGCAACAGCCGGACCAGGUCAAGGACGAGCAGCAGCAGUCAAAGACAGAGACGGCAGCCCCUGCCCCAGCUCCGGCCCAGGCAGCGGCCCCAGCAGCCGUCCCGGAAUCGACAGCUGCUGCUGCUGCCGAUGCGCCCACUGGCGAGAAGAAGCUCACCAAUGCCGAGCUGAAGAAGAAGGCCAAGGAGGAGAAGGCGGCGAGGCGAGCACAGGCCAAGGCAUCCUUGCAGUCGACACAGCCCUCCGGCUCCCAGGGAGCGGCCGGGGACGCAAAGGGUGCGAAGGGAGGGAAGCCUAAGCAGGACGGCAGCGGGCCGUCACAGAAGCUGGCCGUGCGACCGGCAGCGGGUUCCGCCGCUGCCGCUGCCGCCGCCGCCGCCGCCGCCGCCGCCGCCGUCGAGGCUGCGAAACCGGUCAUCCCAGAAUGCUUCAGCCAUCUCCCCGUCGCGAAGAGGAUAUCGCUCACCCAGGCUGACAAGGAUGUCCAUCCCGCCGUGCUCAUGGUCGGCCAGCACAUGGCAACCUUCAACGUGUCCGAUAGCACCACGCGAGUCGAGAUCACUCUCCUUGCUUUCAAGAAGGUCAUCAGCUCGUACACCACACCUCAGGGCACCACCUUCUCGCGACACUUCACGUCGCACGUCCUCAACCCCCAGGUCGAGUACCUGGCGGCAUGCCGCCCGAUGUGCUACUCGAUGGGUAACGCGGUGCGGUGGCUGAAGCUGCAGAUCAGCAAGGUGGACAUUGACCUGGCGGACUUUGAGGCACGCAAGCUCCUGUGCGAGGCCAUCGACGUCUUCAUCCGGGACCGCAUCCGGUUCGCGCGUCCACUCAUCUCCGGCUCGGUCACGGACCACCUGGGCGAGGAGGAGGUCAUCGUGACCUACGGACACCACCGCCUGGUCGAGCACGCCCUCGCCUUGGCCAGGUACAUGGGGCGCAACUACGCCAUCACCGUCCUCGACGACCCCUUUGACCGCACAGGCCUGGCCUUUGCCAAGCGCCUCUCGGCCAUCGGCUACGACAGGGUCACGUACGCGGCCGACCUGGGCGUGCUGCGCUCGCACCUCGCCGACGCCACCUGCGUCCUCGUCGGCGCCGAGUCCGUCUUCAGCAACGGCGCCCUGUACGCCCGCGCCGGCACCUGCGACGUCGCCAUUGCCGCCAGGGACGUCGGCGUCCACCUCACCGCCCUGUGCGAGGCCGUCAACUUCACCGACCGCGUCUCCGUCGACUCGCUCACCUACAACGAGAUCGACCCCGAGAGGUGCACCGAGCACGACUUCCGCCUCCUUUUCGACACCACCAGGCCUGAGUAUGUUGACUCUAUCGUCAAUGAGCUGGGCUACGAGACCUCUUCGUCUGUGGCGUCGUUGCUUAGGAAACUCGAGGUGAUUUAG
Messenger RNA from Geosmithia morbida, 1485 nucleotides. Its product is annotated as translation initiation factor eIF-2B subunit delta. Lineage: Eukaryota; Fungi; Ascomycota; Sordariomycetes; Hypocreales; Bionectriaceae. The record is from RefSeq and is a predicted model, not a curated record. Bases 1 to 1485 code for a protein of 494 amino acids. The transcript is spliced from 2 exons.